AUGGAGAUCUUGUUCGUGAAGAAGCUGCAGUGGGUCCAGGGCCCGCUCUGGUGGGUCGCCCUGCAGGUUUCCGUGCUGUCCGCCUACGUCGCCGACACUUUCUGCGAGUUUCCCAGGGGCCUGAAGACGUCUGGCAGCACGGAGCUGACGGUCGGUCUCGUGUCCUGCACCUGGCUCGUGCUGGCCGCGGCCCUCACCAUCAGCGUCAACUGGGCUCUGUGCAUGCAGUACUAUCGCACAUGGCAGAGCCGCAACGGCACCUUCACCCUGCAGGUGUCGGGAAACCAGGCGCUGGUGGCGGGCGGCACACAGGCGAGCGACGGCGCCACGGGCCCCUAG
This is a messenger RNA of Prorocentrum cordatum, 339 nucleotides long. Lineage: Eukaryota; Dinophyceae; Prorocentrales; Prorocentraceae. The record is from the annotation of a GenBank genome assembly.